AUGGCAGUUACAGUGGGUGUUCUCGCCUUGCAAGGCGCAUUCAUUGAGCAUGUGCUUCUGUUGAAGAAAGCCGUCGAGCAAGACGCUUCUGAUUGGGAGUUCAUCGAGGUGCGAACACCAGAAGAACUCGCGAGGUGCGAUGGUCUUGUUUUGCCUGGUGGCGAGAGUACUACAAUGUCCUUGGUUGCCGCUCGAUCCAACCUUUUGGAGCCCUUGAGAGAGUUCGUCAAGGUUCUUCGCAAGCCAACAUGGGGUACUUGCGCUGGGCUGAUUCUGCUCGCCGAGUCGGCCAAUCGCACCAAGAAAGGUGGACAAGAACUAAUUGGUGGUCUCGACGUUCGGGUCAAUCGUAACCACUUUGGCCGGCAGACAGAGAGCUUCCAGGCCCCGCUGGAUCUCCCAUUCUUGGGCGAGACCGAACCGCCCUUCCCCACAGUCUUUAUUCGGGCGCCCAUUGUGGAAUGCAUCUUACCACAUCAGAAGGGUGUCCAGAUUGACGAGGUCGAACGGGAAGAUACUGUGGUCGCGCCAUCUAGGCAGGUCAAGGAUGCAGUGGCAGAAGCAGCGACGGCCGACAGUGUUGAGGUGCUGGCCACCUUGUCAGGACCAGCGGCCCGAAUUGCGACUCAAGGACGAAGCAUUAGCCCCAACGAAGAGCUAGGCGAUGUUGUUGCUGUGCGACAGGGCAAUGUUUUUGGAACCAGCUUCCAUCCAGAGUUGACGGGAGAUGCUCGUAUUCAUGCAUGGUGGCUGCGCCAGGUGCAAGCUGCUGUUAACAAAAGGAAGAAACUCGGACAAUAG
Messenger RNA from Penicillium angulare, 801 nucleotides. Its product is annotated as pyridoxal 5'-phosphate synthase glutaminase subunit PdxT. Gene Ontology annotation, biological process: pyridoxal 5'-phosphate biosynthetic process; pyridoxine metabolic process. The record is from RefSeq and is a predicted model, not a curated record. The transcript is spliced from 2 exons. Gene Ontology annotation, cellular component: cytosol; glutaminase complex. Gene Ontology annotation, molecular function: glutaminase activity. NCBI's taxonomy places the organism in Eukaryota, Fungi, Ascomycota, Eurotiomycetes, Eurotiales, Aspergillaceae. Bases 1 to 801 code for a protein of 266 amino acids.